ACAGGGUUUCCCCAUGUUGGCCAGGCUGAUCUCAACUCCUGGCCCCAAGUGAUCCGUCUGCCUAGGCCUCCCAAAGUGCUGGAAUUACAGGCGUGCCACUGUACCCGGCCAUGUUCAGCCUUUCUAGGUCAUGCCAGUUUUUCAGAAUGGUUGUGCUUAGUUACAUUCUCACCACCUAAGUAUGAAAGUAGAAGGCACAUCACAAUGUGAUUUCCUCAGCUCUCACGAUCUUGCAAGACAUGGCCCAUGGACAUGGACAUGAGCAUGGACAUCAUAAAAUGGAACUUCCAGAUUAUAGACAAUGGAAGAUAGAAGGGACACCAUUAGAAACUAUCCAGAAGAAGCUGGCUGCAAAAGGGCUAAGGGAUCCAUGGGGCCGCAAUGAAGCUUGGAGAUACAUGGGUGGCUUUGCAAAGAGUGUUUCCUUUUUUGAUGUACUGUUUAAAGGAUUCAAAUGGGGAUUUGCUGCAUUUGUGGUAGCUGUAGGAGCUGAAUAUUACCUGGAGUCCCUGAAUAAAGAAAAGAAGCAUCACUGAAGAUAAUACCUGGAAGUAUCAUAGUGGUUUCUUAACUCUCCAAAAUAAGAUUUCUUCACUGUAGCCUACUCGUCUGGUUUGUCCCUUACAGAAUAUUAGUAAGAUUUAAUAAAGUAAAAUAAAAUAAAUAUAUAUAUGCUGA
This is a messenger RNA of Symphalangus syndactylus (siamang), 678 nucleotides long. It is a transcript of the gene NDUFB3, whose product is annotated as NADH:ubiquinone oxidoreductase subunit B3. Gene Ontology annotation, biological process: electron transport chain; mitochondrial respiratory chain complex I assembly. The record is from RefSeq and is a predicted model, not a curated record. Lineage: Eukaryota; Metazoa; Chordata; Mammalia; Primates; Hylobatidae. Gene Ontology annotation, cellular component: mitochondrion; respiratory chain complex I.